This is a messenger RNA of Cynara cardunculus var. scolymus (artichoke), 861 nucleotides long. RefSeq names its product short-chain dehydrogenase reductase ATA1-like. Bases 1 to 861 code for a protein of 286 amino acids. NCBI's taxonomy places the organism in Eukaryota, Viridiplantae, Streptophyta, Magnoliopsida, Asterales, Asteraceae. The transcript has 2 exons. The record is from RefSeq and is a predicted model, not a curated record.
AUGUUGAUUGAAAACAAUAUUUAUCUUGGUGUGACGACAAACAGGUUAAUAAAUAAAGUUGCAGUGGUUACGGGUGGAGCAAGAGGAAUCGGGGGUGCCACUGCGAAGUUAAUGGCUGAGAAUGGGGCACAUGUCGUCAUUGCUGAUGUUUUGGAUGACUUGGGAACAAAUCUGGCUAAUUCAAUCAAUGGUCGUUAUGUACAUUGUGAUGUCUCGGUAGAAUCUGACGUAGAAGCUGCCAUUCAACUAGCUGUAACUUGGAAAGGGAAAAUCGAUAUUUUGUUCAAUAAUGCCGGAAUUGGUGAUGUUGGAGGAAGCAUAUGUAGUGUCGAAAUGAAAAACGUCGCAAAAUUGAUCGGUGUCAACGUGAACGGUGUCGUACACGGCAUAAAGCAUGCGGCACGUGCAAUGAUCUUGGCCGGAAAUGGUGGUUCGAUCAUAAGCUCAUCAAGCACAGCCGCGAUCAUGGGAGGCCUUGGAUCACAUGCCUACACACUCUCGAAAGAAGCCAUUCUUGGAGUCUCAAGAAGCUCGGCAUGCGAAUUGGGCAUCUACGGGAUCCGUGUGAACUGCGUGUUACCGCAUGGCGUGUUGUCAGAGAUGCUUGUCGACGCAUAUCGUGGAUUCAAAAAUGACGUGACGGUCGAGGAAGUGCAACAGAAAGUAAGCGAGAAUGCGAGUUUAUUGAAAGGGAGAUGCGGAAGUGUGGAAGAUGUUGCAGAGGCGGUGUUGUUUUUGGCUAGUGAUAAAGCAGGAUUUAUAACGGGGCAUAAUCUUGUUAUUGAUGGGGGAUAUACUUCUUCGUCUAUCGGAAUGACUUUCAUUUAUCGAGAUAAAAUAUCGAAAUCAGAAUUAUCAUAA